Morus notabilis is the source of this 2760-nucleotide messenger RNA. Its product is annotated as probable inactive receptor kinase At5g58300. Gene Ontology annotation, molecular function: protein kinase activity; ATP binding; protein binding. The transcript has 4 exons. The coding region runs from base 565 to 2469 and encodes 634 amino acids. Gene Ontology annotation, biological process: protein phosphorylation. The record is from RefSeq and is a predicted model, not a curated record. Lineage: Eukaryota; Viridiplantae; Streptophyta; Magnoliopsida; Rosales; Moraceae.
UUGUAUUCUGUUCUUUUAAGAACCAAACUGAAAAUUCCCCAAAAUUACUUAUUAUUUUUUUUCCCUUUUGUCAGUCUAUCUACUAACUCUAGCAAUUUAAUUUGCAUUAUUAAGAAUGAUAAAAGCUUAAUCGGCUUUAUCAUCUGACCGAAAAACCUUAAAAAUCAGUUGGGUUUCCUCGUAUGUUUCGAAAGCUAAUCGGAGAAGAGCUCCAAUGCCCGGGAUCUGAAUGCCGUUAAACUACGUCGUUUCGGACCCAAUGCUGACCUCUGCGAGCUCGACGGAGCUCUAAUGGUUGCUCUUCGGCUCAGCCCCCGUCUCCUCGUCCAUUUCCAGCUUUUAGGUACUUUAACACUGUAUUUCAGCUGAAUUGGCAUCCCUUGGGGAUUGGGGCUUGGGGCAUUAGCCAAUCAAAUAACACGUAUGGUUGACCGUUUUAGAGAUGUCUGGAGCUUCCAAAACUUUAUAGAGUAGCCUUGAGAAAAACGACACUGAGAAAAGUGUGGCCUGCAGAGGUAGCAAUUUAUUUAUUUGACUUCAGAUUCUUUGCUCCAGCACUCUCCCAUGAAGUACUGUGCGGCUGCAGUGUUACCUUUCUUUGUUUUCAUCGUCAUUCUUCUUCCUUUGGCUAUUGCUGACCUUGACUCGGAUAAGCAAGCGCUCCUCAAAUUUGCUGCUGCUGUUCCUCAUCUCCGGAACCUCAAAUGGGACCCUGCAACACCUGUCUGCACGUCAUGGAUUGGCGUUAAUUGCACCGAAGACCACACUCGUGUGCUCUCCCUCCGGCUUCCCGGUGUUGGGCUUGUAGGUACUAUUCCAGCCAACACCCUUGGUAAGCUAGAUGCCCUCAGAGUUCUCAGCCUUAGAUCAAAUCUCCUCAGUGGUGAUCUUCCUUCUGAUGUUACCUCCCUUCCUUCACUCCACUACCUUUAUCUCCAACAUAACAACUUCUCUGGCGAAAUUCCUGCCUCUUUAUCCCCCAAACUCAAUGUGUUGGAUCUAUCUUUUAAUUCGUUCUCGGGCGAAAUCCCACAAACAAUACAGAAUUUGACUCAACUGACUGGUUUGAACCUCCAGAACAACACCCUUUCUGGACCCAUACCUUAUAUCAACGCAACUGGGCUAAAGCAUUUGAACUUGAGCUACAAUAAUCUUAAUGGGUCUAUCCCGUUAUCUCUUCAAAGAUUUUCCAACUCAUCAUUUCUUGGGAAUUCUCUUUUAUGUGGACCGCCUCUCGAAACUUGCUCCCAAAUUGUUUCUCCACCUCCGUCUUUCCCUCCGUUACCGGUUAUUCCUCGAAGAAAGAGCACCAAAAAGAAACUGCCAAUGUGGGCAAUCAUUGCCAUUGCAGCUGGUGGAGGGGUUUUGCUGCUGUUUGUUAUAGCUUUAUUUAUUCUUCUGUGUUGUUUCAAGAAAAAGGAUGGUGGGGGUGCUCGUGUUCCGAAAGGAAAGGCUUCUAGUGUCGGGAGGAGCGAGAAGCCUAGAGAAGAGUUUGGGAGUGGGGUGCAAGAACCUGAAAAGAACAAGCUAGUUUUCUUUGAAGGCUCUUCUUAUAACUUUGAUCUUGAAGAUUUAUUGAGAGCUUCAGCUGAAGUGCUGGGAAAAGGAAGUUAUGGAACGGCAUACAAGGCCAUAUUAGAGGAGGCAACAACAGUUGUAGUGAAAAGGUUGAAGGAAGUGGUUGUUGGGAAGAGGGACUUUGAACAGCAAAUGGAUAUUAUUGGAAGGGUUGGACAACACCCAAAUGUUAUGCCGCUCCGCGCCUAUUACUACUCAAAGGAUGAGAAGCUCCUGGUCUAUGACUAUUUCCCGCGUGGAAGUUUGUCCGCUCUCUUGCAUGGAAACAGAGGAGGUGGAAGAACUCCACUAGACUGGGAAACCAGAGUAAAGAUUGCCCUUGGAACCGCAAAGGGAAUUGCCCACAUUCACUCUAUGGGCGGUCCAAAGUUCACUCAUGGAAAUGUCAAGGCCUCAAAUGUCCUCCUCAACCAAGAUCUUGACGGCUGCAUCUCUGAUUUUGGCCUGACGCCUCUUAUGAAUGCACACGCCACUCCUUCUAGGAGUGUGGGGUAUCGUGCUCCCGAGGUGAUUGAAACCCGUAAGUACACCCAUAAGUCUGAUGUGUAUAGCUUUGGCGUCCUUCUCCUUGAGAUGUUGACAGGAAAAGCUCCACUUCAGUCGCCUGGCCGUGAUGACAUGGUUGAUCUCCCUAGGUGGGUCCACUCUGUUGUAAGGGAGGAAUGGACGGCCGAGGUCUUUGACAUUGAGCUGAUGAGGUACCAAAAUAUUGAGGAAGAAAUGGUGCAGAUGUUGCAAAUUGCUAUGGCCUGUGUGACAAAGGUUCCAGAUAUGCGGCCUAGCAUGGAGCAAGUUGUUAGAAUGAUCGAGGAAAUCCGGCAAUCUGACUCAGAGAACCGGCCGUCUUCAGAAGAGAACAAGUCCAAGGAUUCAACUGUGCAGACUCCAUGAUUUCUGUAACUUGUUUCCAAAAUAUCAGUUGAAAAUUCUCUCAUCUGAUCAAGGGAAGCAAGAUUGAAAUAUGUCACGCGUUUAACUUUGCUUGAAAACUUUUUUCAAGCAUUAUUCAAACUUCACAUCCAUGUAUCGCUUGGUAGAGUGUGAAUCUGUCCAGAGUUUCGGUUUCUUAGGGGUUUAGUGCAAUUAGAUUUUUACUUUUGUUAGAUGUUUUUUGCUUUUUGAUGAUUUGAUGUAAUUUGCACAUAAUGAUUUAAUUGAUGGAAUUGGAAACUUUCAUCUCUU